AUUACGUUAAAUCAAAGUUUUUGUAUGAUUGUCGCCAAAGAAACCUAUGUACUUUUAAGGAUUCAAUUGCACGAAAGGAAAGUCCAGGACAUGAACGAACGGUUCGAAAUUCUAGUUCGAUGGCUUUACAUGCUCUGUCGCUCGCGCUAACUCCAGAGUCCACCGGCAAAGUGAGACCGGACCGAGUUUGAGCUUCCCUCCUCCGACCGCCCCCGCCAUUAUCGGCGCGUCCCACGAACGUUUUGACGUUCUGCAAGCCCGAACAUGGCUUCUUCACCGCUCGCUCACUACCCCCAUUUCUGUAACUCCGGAACACCCAGAGGCCACCACCCCAUCGUCAAGCCGAGAAUCUCCAAGCCCGCAACCCCGAACAGGAACAAACCCAGCAAGCUGAGAAGGCAGAGCAGAGCUGACCAUGUCGCGCUCAACAGAGCUCUCUCUGCGUUUGUGGAUUCUGGGAGUUUGGAAAAUGCGGUCCACCUGUUUGAGAAUAUGCCCCGCUCGGAUGCCUACACUUGGAAUGUGCUCAUUAGAGGCUUUGUCAAUAAUGGGUUGUUUCGAGAAGCGAUCGAGCUUUACCGGAGGAUGGCACGUGAAGGGAUUACGGCCGAUAACUACACCUUCCCUUUCGUAGUCAAGGCGUGUGGGGGGUUGUCGGCUUUGAUGGAGGGGGAGAAAGUUCACGCCAAGUUGUUCAAAGUUGGGCUGGAUUUGGAUUUGUAUGUUGGCAAUUCGCUCAUAUCCAUGUAUGCAGAGAAUUGGCGUGCCGACUUAGCUGAAAAGGUAUUUGGAGAAAUGCGUGCGAGGGACGUGGUUUCGUGGAACUCCAUGAUCAGCGGUUUCCUUUCGGUGGGCGAUCGUUGGAGCUCCUUGGCUCUUUUGCAAGAAAUGCAAGUAUUUGGCAUGAGACCUGAUAGAUACAGCUUGAUCAGUGCGCUUGGUGCCGCUUCUCUCGAGUGUUAUUUGCGAAGCGGGAGAGAGAUCCAUUGCUGGGCGAUUCGGAGUGGGCUUGAAUCGGAGUUAAUGGUUGAGACGUCUCUUGUCGAUAUGUACUGCAAAUGCAGUAAAGUAGACUAUGCUGAGAGAUUGUUCAACAGUGCUUCUAAGGAGAACAUUGUGACUUGGAAUGCAAUGAUAGAUGGAUAUGCUUCAAAUGCUCUUCCUUCAGAGUCAUUGGCUUGCAUGAAGAGUAUGCAGGACGAUUGUAAUUUGAAUCCGGAUAGUAUCACAAUGAUUAACCUGCUACCGGCAUGUGCACAAUUAGGAUCCCUCCGGAUAGGGAAAUCUGUCCAUGGACACUCCAUCAGAAAAUGUUUUUUUCCAAAUAUGAUCUUGGAAACUGCUCUUAUUAAUAUGUAUGGAGCCAGCGGAGGGGUGAAGGGGGCUAAGUAUUUGUUUGGUAAAAUGGCUGAAAAGAGUUUGAUCUCGUGGAAUGCGAUAAUUGCUGCCCAUGUGCAGAACGGGCAGAAUGAAGAAGCCUUAGGACUCUUUCAAAAGCUUCGGCGUGAGCCUUUGGAACCGGAUGCAAUUACAAUUGCAAGCAUUUUGCCUGCCUUUGCCGAAGUAGCAUUACUGAGAGAGGGAAGGCAGAUUCAUGGAUAUGUUUCAAAGUUGGGUCUUGGUUCAAAUACCUACAUCUCAAAUUCAAUCAUAUAUAUGUAUGCAAAAUGUGGAGAUCUGGGGACUGCUCAACAAAUUUUUGACAAAAUGCUGAUUAAGGAUGUUGUUUCAUGGAAUGUUAUUAUCAUGGUUCAUGCGAUACAUGGAUGUGGUGCUAAAUCCAUUGCACUGUUUAAAGAGAUGAAAACAUAUGGUGUUGAACCCAAUGCCAGCACAUUCUAUUCCCUGUUAAUGUCCUGCAGCAUUUCCGGCUUGGUUGAUGAGGGGUGGGGAUACUUCAAUCAAAUGAGACGGAGUUAUAAUAUUGAUCCUGGUAUAGAACACUACGGAUGUGUGCUAGAUCUGAUUGGUCGCACUGGCAACCUUGACCGUGCCAAAGAGUUUGUCGCACAAAUGCCUUUGGUCCCCAGUGCUAGAAUAUGGGGAUCGCUGCUGACUGCUAGUAGAAAGCACGGAAAUGUUGAAAUGGCUGAAUAUGCUGCCAAGCACAUCUUAUCAUUAGAACAUGAUAAUACAGGGUGUUGUGUUUUACUGUCAAAUAUGUAUGCAGAAGCCGGGCGAUGGGAAGAUUUCGAAGGCAUCAAAUCGCUAAUGAGAAAAGAGGGGCUCACAAAGACAGUUGGAUAUAGUAUGAUGGAGAGUAGGGGUAAAAUCUACAGCUUCACCAAUCAAGAUAAAUGCUGUCAACACGCAAGCAUGAUCUAUGAGGUAUUGGACAUUUUAAACAAGGGAAUUGGGGCAGAUAGUCAUCUCACAAGAGUCACUAGGUUCAGACCACUUCAUUUGGCAAAAGAAAGAGCAAAAUCUGCUGCCGCUCACAGUGUAAGGCUGGCUAUAUCUUUUGGCUUGGUUUCUACAACGAUAGGGAACCCAGUUCUUAUCAGACAGAAUACUAGAAUUUGCGAAGAUUGCCAUUCUGCUGCAAAGAAAAUAUCGGAUUUGAGUCGUAGAGAGAUAAUAGUUGGCGAUGCAAAGGUUGUUCACCACUUCAGAGAUGGAUGCUGCUCUUGCAAUGAUUACUGGUGACAAAGUAUUAUGAAACACAAGUAGGAGAAAUUGUAAAAACGAUUGCCUAAUAUAGUUGUCCGAGGGAAUAGAAAAGUGAUCAUUCCAAAGCAUAUGCACAUGUACAGGUAAACAAGCACAUACAAACUUAGUCCAAUCUUUAUGCUAUGUGUGUAUCAUAUGAUACAAAAACGAUGCUAUUCAUAUAACUGCUCAACGAAUUUAUUCAGCAGACAAGAUUCUGU
Syzygium oleosum is the source of this 2870-nucleotide messenger RNA. Its product is annotated as pentatricopeptide repeat-containing protein At4g35130, chloroplastic. The transcript has a single exon. Gene Ontology annotation, biological process: RNA modification. The record is from RefSeq and is a predicted model, not a curated record. Bases 265 to 2646 code for a protein of 793 amino acids. Gene Ontology annotation, molecular function: protein binding; RNA binding; zinc ion binding. NCBI's taxonomy places the organism in Eukaryota, Viridiplantae, Streptophyta, Magnoliopsida, Myrtales, Myrtaceae.